GUUGAAUAAAUUCCAAAUAUCACUAACGUUUGCGAUUUGCUUGUGCAAAUUUAAACUAUACAAAUAAGAUAUCUGGGGUGUUAACGGAGGCAAGAAGAUGUCUUUGAUUUGUGCAAUCUCUAAUGAGGUUCCUGAGCAUCCGUGCGUAUCUCCAGUCUCCAACCAAGUGUUCGAGCGCCGCUUGAUCGAGAAGUACAUUGCGGAGAACGGAGCAGAUCCCAUCAAUGGGCAGCCGCUCUCCGAGGAACAACUUAUCGACAUCAAAGUCUCUCACCCCAUUCGGCCCAAAGCUCCCUCUGCCACCAGUAUCCCUGCUAUUCUCAAAUCUCUUCAGGAUGAAUGGGACGCGGUGAUGUUGCAUAGUUUCACUUUGCGCCAGCAGCUGCAGACCACUCGUCAGGAGCUCUCUCAUGCUCUGUACCAGCAUGAUGCAGCCUGCAGGGUCAUCGCUCGGCUCACUAAAGAAGUCACUGCGGCCAGAGAAGCUUUGGCCACGCUCAAGCCUCAAGCUGGACUGGUCGCCGCCCAGGCAGCUCCUGCCUCACAUCUCACAGCCGUGGGUGCAGGUGGAGAGCCUAUGGAGGUUAAUGAGCAGGUGGGAAUGACUCCUGAGAUCAUACAGAAGCUGCAAGACAAGGCCACGGUGCUGACGACAGAGAGAAAGAAGAGAGGAAAGACUGUCCCGGAGGAGCUGGUCAGAGCUGAAGACCUCAGCAAAUAUCGCCAAAUGGCUUCACAUGUGGGUCUUCACAGUGCCAGCGUCCCUGGAAUCCUUUCUUUGGACCUCUGCCCUACAGACACCAACAAAGUACUCACAGGCGGAGCGGAUAAGAACGUGGUCGUGUUUGACCGCAGAGAGGAGCAGAUUGUGGCCACUCUCAAAGGUCACACCAAAAAAGUCUCCUCUGUCAUCUACCAUCCAUCUCAGUCGGUGGUGUUUUCGGCAUCUCCAGACAGCACUAUCCGUGUGUGGUCUGUGGCGGCAGCUAACUGUGUUCAGGUGGUACGAGCUCAUGAGGCAGGGGUGACUGGCCUCUCUCUCCAUGCUACUGGAGACUACCUGCUCAGCUGUUCUGAGGACCAGUAUUGGGCCUUCUCUGACAUCCAGACAGGCCGUGUUCUGACUAAAGUCACUGAUGAGACAGCUGGAUGUGCGCUGACAUGUGCGCAGUUCCACCCCGAUGGUUUGAUUUUUGGCACUGGCACGGCAGACUCUCAGAUUAAGAUUUGGGAUCUGAAGGAACGCACAAACGUGGCAAACUUCCCUGGCCAUUCAGGCCCAGUCACCUCCAUUGCCUUCUCUGAGAACGGAUACUACCUGGCUACAGGAGCUCAGGACAGCUCACUGAAGCUGUGGGAUCUUAGAAAACUGAAGAACUUCAAGACUAUCACCCUGGACAGCGACUAUGAGGUGAAGUCUCUGGUGUUUGAUCAGAGUGGUACAUACCUGGCUGUGGGUGGAUCAGACAUCAGAGUUUACAUAUGUAAACAGUGGUCCGAAGUCCUCAACUUCACCGAUCAUACUGGUCUUGUGACAGGUGUGGCCUUUGGUGAGCAUGCUCAGUUCCUGUCCUCUGUAGGAAUGGACAGAAGCCUCAAGUUUUACAGCCUGUAAAGUGAAAGACAAGAAGAGAGUGGGAGGAUCAGAAGAGGAGAAGCGGAAAAUUCAGCAUGAUUGAUUUGUUGACCCUUCUGUUAUGAAUUCAUGUGGUGGGAAGGUGGAAAUUGUGGUGAUGUGCUUCUUUGCUCACAGAACAAGAACUUGAAUUUUCCUCCAGUCAUGAAAUCUGUGCAUAGGAC
This is a messenger RNA of Chanos chanos (milkfish), 1800 nucleotides long. RefSeq names its product pre-mRNA processing factor 19 (gene prpf19). Gene Ontology annotation, cellular component: cytoplasm; U2-type catalytic step 1 spliceosome; Prp19 complex. NCBI's taxonomy places the organism in Eukaryota, Metazoa, Chordata, Actinopteri, Gonorynchiformes, Chanidae. The record is from RefSeq and is a predicted model, not a curated record. The transcript is spliced from 16 exons. Gene Ontology annotation, biological process: mRNA splicing, via spliceosome; protein ubiquitination; DNA repair. Gene Ontology annotation, molecular function: protein binding; ubiquitin protein ligase activity. The coding region runs from base 98 to 1615 and encodes 505 amino acids.